Molecule: messenger RNA, 2678 nt
Organism: Castor canadensis (American beaver)
Lineage: Eukaryota; Metazoa; Chordata; Mammalia; Rodentia; Castoridae
Gene: Zdhhc24
Product: zDHHC palmitoyltransferase 24
Biological process (GO): protein targeting to membrane; peptidyl-L-cysteine S-palmitoylation
Cellular component (GO): endoplasmic reticulum; Golgi apparatus
Molecular function (GO): protein-cysteine S-palmitoyltransferase activity
Source: RefSeq, a predicted model, not a curated record
AGCGGGAGCCUUGGAUUGGGGAGGGGCCCCAGGACCUGAGAUGUUAGAACUAGAUUAUGUUAACAUCGGGCUGUUGGAGCCAGAAAACUCCUUUAGAACCUGGCAUGGAAGAGCCGAAUGAGUGGUAGUAUUCACUCAAAUACUUACUGAGCACGCAGUGUUCCAGGGACUGAGGGGUGAGGUACGAUAAAAUAGAGUCCCAGCCUCCUGGAGUUGAUUUCAGUGGGGGUGGGGGCAGAUGAUAAGCAAAUUAUGUGAUGGUAGUGUGGGCUUUUGAGAUUUAGUUACUUAUGGUGGUACUGGGGUUUGAACUUCAGGCCUCGCGCUUGCUAAGCAGGCGCUCUUACCACUUGAGCCAUUCUACCAGCCCUUGAUGGUGAUGUGGAAACAAAAAUUAAAGUAGGGUAAAGGAGGUGCAAGUUUCAGUUUUAAAUAGGUGGUCAGUUGUCACAAGAAAUUAGUAUUUGAAGUGAUGGAUUUGUUAAUUAGCUUGAUUUAAUUAUUCCAGUGUUGUAUCCAGAAGUCAUAGCAUUCACUUUGUAACCUGCAAAUGUAUACAACUAUAAUUUAUUUACAAUUAAAUAAAAAAUUUUAAAUAUAAAAAUAGGUAAUCAAGGUGGACCUCACUGAGGCAUUGAGUAGACUUGAAAGAGUGGGGGGAGUCACCCAUGGGGGAAGCUGAGGACAGAGUGGUCCAGGCAGAGGAAAUGGAGCAUGUAGAGGCUCUGAGGCAGCUGUGUACCCAGCAUGUUCCCCCAACAGCAAGAAGGCCAGAGUGGCUGGAAUGGAGUGUGUGUGUGUUAGGGGCGGGGAGAUUGCAGUGAUGGAAGGACUUGUGGGACCCUGGAGGCUUUGCUUUUUACUCGAGCUGAAGAACCAUUGGAGGAUUUUAAUCAUGGAGGCACAUGGCUGGGGCUUCAGAAGGAUCAGUCUGGCUGAUGGGCUACUGCUACCAGUGCCAGAGCCAGGUGCCACCUCGCAGUGGCCAUUGUUCUGCCUGCCGGGUCUGUAUCCUGCGCCGGGACCACCACUGCCGCCUGCUGGGUCGCUGCGUGGGCUUCCACAACUACCGGCCUUUCCUGUGCCUGCUGCUCCAUACCUCUGGUGUCCUGUUCCACGUGUCGGUGCUGCUGGGCCCAGCCCUGGCAGCCCUGCUGCGGGCUCACUCAGCCCUGCAUACCGCGGCCCUCCUGCUGCUGCCCUGGCUCAUGCUGCUCACAGGCAGAGUGUCUCUGGCUCAGUUUGCCCUGGCCUUCGUGAUGGACACAUGUGUGGCAGGCGCGUUGCUGUGCGGGGCUGGGCUGCUCUUCCACGGGAUGCUGCUGCUACGGGGCCAGACCACAUGGGAGUGGGCUCGGGGCCAGCACUCUUAUGACCUGGGCCUCUGCCACAACCUGCAGGCAGCCCUAGGGCCCCGCUGGGUCCUUGUCUGGCUCUGGCCUUUCCUGGCUUCCCCAUUGCCUGGGGAUGGGAUCACCUUCCAGACCAAAGCUGGUAUGCUUCCUGACUCCAGGAGGAGCCAAAACUGAACAGGGCAGAGGGGAGCUGAAAAGGGGGCUGGUAACUCAUUUCUAGCCCUGUGCCAACUGCAGAAGGGAGGCCAGGUGGGCCCUUAAUGUUAGCCUGCAGUGGGCAGCUCUAGUCCUUGGCCUUGGCCCUACCCAGCUUAGACUCCUCCAUGUCCAGGGCUCUUGGCAGAGGAGGAUCUGCCAAGGGGCUGCUCAGCCUGCCUGGCUGCCCCUCUGCUGGGCUGAUAAAGUGCCCAAUCGGUUCUUGGCCUCCCUCCAUCUUUGCUGGGUUUCUGGUCCCUCACUUUGUUGUCUUGGCUGCUGUUUUUAGUUCCCGUGAUUGUCAGGCCUGGAAUGACAGGAUGCUCAGGGUCUGGAGAGCCAGAGCUCUGCGUCCUCUGGCCCUGGCAGGGCAGGGCAGGAUCCAGGCAAAGGUAAUCUAAAUAUGCUUUACCCAGUCAGCACUUGAUAGAAACAUCUCUGCAGCAGGGGUCUCUCUUAGCUGACCAGGGACAUGGACAGCAGUUUGGUUCGGGUGGAAAACAUAAAAGCUCUGCCAGCCAAUGUGACAACACUGGAGAAGGUAGGAUUUGAAUUCAGGUCCUUGUGCUUUUGUCUUCACCCUUGCACAGCUGCAGGAAGCAAGCAGCAGAUAAAUCAAGGCAAUAAGCUGGGGGUGUUCAGGCACCUGCAGAGGUUAUGCUGAGCCAUUAGGCCUGCACCUCUGGCUCUUCCAGAGUUGUGUGUUCAAUCUUUUAUGUAAAUUCAGUAAACAGCUAAAUAUGGCAGGCUUCAGCACAGGAGUUUCUGUUUGCUCUGACUCUGCUAAGAUGAUACUAAAGAAGUAAAAAGAAAUUUGCAAGGGGAAGGAAGAUGGGAGACAGCAGUAGACCAAAGAUCCUCAAAUUCUGAACGAUGAAAAAUGGUUGGAGCUUGCUCACUCUCUUAGCAGAGAAUUAGAAAUCAAAAUGAUUUCUCAAAGGAGAAGGUCGAAUUGCCCCCCAGAACCCUGGAGAGGCUAAUGAAUUCCACCAGUACCGUGGAAGGUCAGGCGAGGCUUCAGGUCAACCCUGCGAGGAGGAAAAGGCUGUAAAGACAUUCCGGGCACACCCCUCCCACAGGGCCCACCCAUACCUUACAACCAAGCAGCUGCCCCUCUGGGAUGAAAUG